CUUCCCACUUGUUGGGUUAAGGUGUACAAAUUCUUCUCCCGAUGAAUUUUCGAAGGCUUCAGCCUAAAAACACGUCUAGCUAUAGUUUUAUCGCCAGAAAAAGAAGAAGUAUACGAAAGAAAACAUAUUUUGUGGUAAAAUAACACACGAGGAAGAAAUUUCAACGUUUGAUUCCUGAAAGCAAUAUGCCCAAAGGAGACUCGAAGGGCAAAGGGAGUCGCGGAAAACGCGGACAGCAACCCAGAAAGAGAGGAAGAAGAGGAGGCGAAGACAGUGAUGAAGAAGAUUUUGAAAACCAAAGUGUGGCGAGUCAUACCUCAACACAAGACACUCGCAGCGGAGACGAAGCUGAUUGUUUCGACGAAGGAGUUGAAGAGGACAUUGAAGACGAUUUCGAGCAUACCCUUGCUGAAAAUAUUGAUGGUGCAACUCAGAAAAGUUCCAAGGGAAGGCAGUGUGCUCUGAUUGCUGUUCAGAAGGCUUUGAAAUCAAGGAUCAUUGGUGAAUUUAUCUCAGACAGGAAAAUAACUAUUCUGGAUUGUAUUGAGAAAUGUGUGAAAAGAGGGUUUCCUAUUGUGUUUGACUUUGAUGUGUGUGCAACAGCUCUUUCUGUCUGCUGUUUCAUUGCCAAUGAGGAUGCUGAUGAGCUCUUUGAAUGUCUUGGUACCCUGGAAGCGAUAUUUGACAACAAGAAGACUGUUAAAGCAGAUGAAGUGGGACUUUACUCCGGCAUUUUAUUAGCUUGGGCUCUCCUUCUUUCUGUGACACCUCCUCCAGAAGCUUACACCCUCAUUAACAAACAUUUAAGAAGGAUGAAAUUUCUGCUAGAGACAAGUGACCUCAGUGUGCGCAUUGCUGCUGGAGAGAUCCUUGCUCUUAUGUAUGAGAUGGGACGUGACAUCAAUGAAGACUUUGUUGGAGACAAUAAUGGCUUGUGUGACUUGUUGAGGGAUCUUGCUACAGAUGGAAACAAGCAUAAAGCAAAGAAGGAUCUCAGACAACAGCGAUCAAGCUUUAGAGACAUUUUAAGAACUGUUGAGGAUGGUGUUUCACCAGAUGAGGUGGUGAAGUUUGGAACAGAAAGCGUUGCAUUACACUCCUGGGUUCGAAGAAGACAAUACUCUGCUAUGAAGGAAAUCCUGGGAACUGGAGUGACCAUUCACUUACAGGAGAAUGAUUUACUUCGAGACAUAUUUGACCUGGGACCGCAAGUGAAAUCCUCAGAAGUUCAUAAAUGCUCACGUUAUGAAAGACAACUUUACAAUAAUGCUGUCUCCAAGGCAAGAACUUUGGUUCGUGGAAAGAACAGGGAUAAGAGGAAUGUAUCCAUGAUGUACUAGUCAUAUGGCAGUCUUAACUUACACUUUAAUUAAUGCUAGUUAAUAACCUAACACACCAAAGUUAUUAUAUUGUACUUAGCUCAUUGUUGUUCAUGAUGAGUUUGCAGAACAAGCAGUGGUGUUGUAGCCCUGGAGAGAUUUCAAUUUUUCCUUGAAAUGAUUCCUAACUUCACAUGUGGCAGUGGUACAUUCAAUUCAUUUACUAGGUCACAAGAUUUUGAAACUAUAGUCACAACAUAUAUAUUGCAUGGGAUAGUACAAGCCCUCGUAUCUGUAGUAGUUGUAGAUACAAGUUUGAUAUGUAGAGGAGUUGUUGAUAUGGAGAUUGUUUUUAAUUAUUGGCUGCAGGUGUUGCCAAAAAUGUGUUUAUUGACCUGGCUGACUUAAUAUGAAAACUUAAUAGGCCAUACACUUUAUUGUGAGACUAUGUAGUGAAGAAAUGGUUAAAGAAAAACACUCCUCAACUGAUGGGCAAAUGGUUUGUGUAGGUUUCCCUUCUCUCUGGGUCAUUUAUGUUACUGUGUUGGAGCCAAGUCAGCUAACAGAUUAGACUUAGAUUGAAUGGUUUGUGUAGGUUUCCCUACUCUCUGGGUCAUUUAUGUUACUGUGUUGGAGCCAAGUGAGCUAACAGAUUAGACUUAGAUUGAAUAUGUUAUUGAUAAUAUAUUUUACAUAUCCUUUCAAAGCUGUAAUGCAUGCGAAAUUCUAAAAGCAAUUUUUUUAAUAUUUAAUGACAAAUCAAGAUAUUGUCUGAAAAGUAUGACAUAACUGAAGAACAGCAAUUUAUUAAUUUAUAUUAAUAAUCAUGAAAUUUCCAUACUGAUCUCAAUCUCCUAAAGGUACUGAGAAGGAGAAGUUGUUUGACAGUUGAAAGCUUCUUUAGUUGGUUAUUCAUUUCCAUUUUCUUGUGACCUUGAUGCAUGAUUCUGGGGUGAAUUGUAACAAGAAAUUAGAUCCUAGUUACUCCUAAGGUGAGUGGGAGUAAAGGAGAAGGUUGCCCAACUAUAUGAUUUAAAUCUCUGCCAUUUAAGAGAAUGCUUUUAACUAAAUCACUGAUGGCAUUUUAAGAUUCAAAAAGGUUACUCAACCUUUCAAAAUUGUCUACAUUUGUAUUGAAAAUUUAGGAAUGGUUGAUGCCAUUUUUAUUGUUACUCAAGAACAUUAUUGUUUAUGGGCUCGUUGGUUUCUUUUUCUGUCUUUUGUUGAUCAGUUGAACAAUUAGGAGCUACACAAAAAAGCCUUCUGGACUUAAUGAUGAUUGAUUGCAAUCUAGGGAGCUACAGCUGUAUUAGAACUCUUUGUGUUAGGAUUUUGUGAGUGUGAUCUGUAGAUAAAUCAAUUGUUUUGUAAAUGGUGGUAUCCCAAAGUUUAAUUUAUUAGCACAUUUGAAUUGACUCUCAGGAAUCUCAAAAUGUGAUAAGUGUUAAAUUUUGAUGCAUGCAUUUAGUGGCAAAGGUGAAUAUGUUAUGGUUUCUGUGGCAAACUUCCUUGAAAGGAUUGUGGCUUUUUUCAUAGGAUGUAGUACAAUGAUAAUUAAGUAUUAUCAUCUGUGUCACAAUGUAGUGGCAGUGACUGCUUUGUGAGACAAAGGUUAACAUUAAGUAAACACAAGUUAAGAAUGUAGUUGUUGUAACUAAGAGAGGCCAUAAAUUACAUGUUUACGUAUUUAGCCUUUAAAGAAUGCUUGGAUAAUUGUUUUUUUGGCUGCCGGGGAAUGUACUAGGUCGUACUUUUUUCUCAAACUCAGAAGUUUUACCCCUUUGAUUAGGGAAAUAAUGUAGUUUUAAUAAUGCUGAUGCAGAAUAUAUGGGAAAUUGUGAGUAGGUUAGUCACUAUUCCUUUCUGCAAUAGCUCAUAAAGGUAACAAUUUAGUUUUUGAAUGCGUAAUAUCACAUAAACUAGCUGGUCUAGGUAUGCCAUGCACUGCAAAUGUUUCAAAUUACUUAGAAGGAAAGUUCUAUUUUACGUGGUGGUAUAUUGUAAAUAUUGAACCAAAUGCUUUAAUAAAGGUCAAGUGUUAAAAGCUCACUGGGUGCCUUUUGAUGCAAGUUACACGGUUUUACAACCAUAAAGAUGCUGCAAAUAUAUUUGCUACUCCUUGAGGGAAUACUCGUCCACCACUGGAAAUUUCCCAGCUAUUCAUUGGAGGAGGAGGGGGGGGGGUACUUAGGUACUGGCAUUGAUCCCAUGCCGCAAUGACCCGACUACGGGUGUUCAACACGGUGCUAUCGCUAGUCUCACGCAUUUUUUUCAUGCAAGUAUUUAAUUUGUUAAAAACAAAAACAAAAAGAGAAAGGAAUAAAUAAUUUAAAACUGUA
This is a messenger RNA of Stylophora pistillata, 3658 nucleotides long. Its product is annotated as interferon-related developmental regulator 2. Lineage: Eukaryota; Metazoa; Cnidaria; Anthozoa; Scleractinia; Pocilloporidae. The record is from RefSeq and is a predicted model, not a curated record.